Messenger RNA from Alosa sapidissima (American shad), 4264 nucleotides. It is a transcript of the gene retreg2, whose product is annotated as reticulophagy regulator family member 2. The record is from RefSeq and is a predicted model, not a curated record. Lineage: Eukaryota; Metazoa; Chordata; Actinopteri; Clupeiformes; Clupeidae. The transcript is spliced from 9 exons. The coding region runs from base 64 to 1863 and encodes 599 amino acids.
UUUGACGGAUCCACCUUACCAUACCCCGUGAUCUGCACAACAACAUAACAAAGUGGGGAAAAGAUGGCGAGCGAGGAGGAGGCCAGACGCCCCUCCGUUUCCUCCUCUUCGGUAGGUCUUGAGGCCUUGUUCCCAGGCGGGGGAUCUGACCAACCUUGCGGAGAUGGGAACCCGGAGCUAGUGCGACUUCGUGAACGGCUCCAGGGCUGGUUGUCGCAGUAUGAGCCCGUGGUGUUGUGGGUGCAGAGGCUACUUGUCUGGGAGAGGCCCUUGUACAGCAUCAUUGCUGCCCUCACGCUUAACACCAUGUUCUGGCUCUUGUCGUCCACCUCUUUACGUCCGCUAUUUCUUUUGAGUGUCUCUCUCCUUGGUCUCAUACUCCUGGAAAGAUGGAAAUAUAAACUCCCAAAAAUGACUGUCCGGAAUCCCGAGGCUGCCACUGUUGAAAGGGAGACCAUGACUGUGCAACCUCGUCUUUUGAGCGUGGCCGAACUUAGCCAUCACCUGGCAGAGAGUUACCUGACCUGCAGCCUCUACAUCCAGGAGAUGCUCCAGUUCAAACAGCAGAACCAUGGCAAGUUCUGUGCCAUGAUGUGCUGCGGCUGUUUAGUUUUGGCUAUGGUUGGUCACUAUGUUCCAGGAAUUAUGAUUUCUUACAUCAUCGUGUUGAGUGUGUUGCUUUGGCCACUGGUUGUGUAUCACGAGCUGAUCCAGAGGAUGUACACUGGCCUGGAGCCCAUUCUAAUGAAGUUGGACUACAGCAUGAAGGGGGACACCCAGCAUCGCAAACACGACAAGCGCAAGGUAAAGAAGGAGUCUGAGGAGGGCGAUGAGCCGCGAGCUGAGACGGAGAGUGAGAGCGAGGAGGAGCUCUCCUGCUUCGCUCCGACGGUGGAUGUGAAGACCACAGCAUUGGCCAUGGCCAUCACAGACUCGGAGCUGUCUGACGAGGAAGCGAGUAUCCUAGAGAGUGGCGGAUUCUCUGUGUCCAGAGCCACCACCCCACAGCUGACCGACGUCUCUGAAGACCUGGACAGGCAGAGCAUGAAUAGUGAACCAGAGGAAACGUUCUCUAGAGAUCUUCCAGAGUUCCCUUCUGUGGACGAGUUCCCUUCCUUGGAGCACGGUUUGUUCCACUUCCCCCUGGGUGCCUCCGCACCGGCAGAGAGUUCCACGGUAGAACAUUCAGAGACGGACUACCAAAGCGCCGCCAGCCUGCUCCUUCAACAUUUAGCGUCCCCUCUCCAUUUCGUCAACACCCACUUUAACGGGCACGGCAAGCUGGCCGGCACUAGCCAGGCCGCUGCGGUCGGAUCGGUGAAAGAGGAAGAGGAGGUUGGCGAUGAAGGAGAGGUGACCCCAGAGGCUCCUGGCCCCAGCCGCUCCCUGGAGGCGUUGAGCGAGGAGAUUGUGAGCACGGCCAUCUCAACCGUGGUCCAGAACACACUGUCGGCCCUGCUGCGCACCACUGAGGCCAUGGAGGCGCCGUGCAUGGAGGAGUUCAUGCCCACCGAAAUGCCCCCAUGCCCCAUGGAGUCCACCCUGGAAACCCCUGACAGUGCCGCCGCCGCCACCACCACCACCACCACCACCACCGCCGCCUCUUCUGCCCUCCACCACCACACAGCACCUAUCAGUGGUGAGGAGAAGGAGGAUGUGACCGGUGAAGCCAGCGCAGACGAACUGCCGGACGUCACGCUCAUGCCGGCCGAGGAGGAGGACUUUGAGCUUCUGGACCAAAGCGAACUGGAGAUGAUGGACGAAGGCUUGGAUUUGGGCCUUGACGGACAGGGUGUGGGUACAACAGCCUCCACAACGCCAGACACACCAGCCAGUGGCGAUCAGCACCCUCAAAUGUCCUAGCUUCCUAUGCCAUCCCACGAUCCCCUGUUCACCCUUCUUGCCUGUACUAAAAUGCUCCUUUUAUUUAUAGUUUUAUGUAGAUACACCAUAUAUACCAACGUAUACACUUACAGAUGGGGUCUAUCAGGCACAGUCAGUUAGUCCUUUGUGUGUGUUUGUGUGUGUUUGUGUGUGUGUGUGUGUGUGUGUGUGUGUGUGCUCGCUCGUGUGUGUGGUUUUGGAAGUGGGAAAUCACUGUGACUGACCUGGGUCUGUAUUAUGAAGACGUUCAAUGAGUGGCCCAUUUUACGUUUUGUGUGCUCUUGAGGUGCCCCAUUGUUUCUUUGAAGAAAAAAAAAAAGUUUCAGCUCUUCUCUGGUAGCGUCAUGUUGAUGUUCAUUGUGCAGGAUUGGAACCAGAACUUGCUGAUUGCUGCCCCCUUAGAAUUAUAAGGUUCUAUCUGCCAUUUUUAAUCAAAAUUGAGUUAUAUUCUUAUUCUGACAACUUCUAACAAUAUUCUUAUUCUGUGACAACAUAAUAAGGUGAGGUCAGGUGUUGUUCGGCUUGUUCAACCUAUCAGUAUAACUCUAUGGAAUUCUAAAACUUUGAAACUCAAAAUCUCAUAACUACUCAGAACACAGAUAGAAGCUUAUAAUUCCAGGGGUUUCCAAAGCCCCCUCAGAAUGAACAUCAUCAUCUUUGCAGUUGUUUUUUUAAACAACACUGUGGCCUGAUUGUCUCAGGUUGGAAGUAUGUGGCAUUGAACCAGUCUUUUCUUGUUUUAUCCUGACGGUUGUCCUUUUUUAUCUGGUUGUGAUUCUGAGCUGAUGAAUAGGGGUUCAUAAAUACUAAACUGGGGAACAAGACAAGCAAACUGAAGUGAUCAUGUGUGAGUGAUGAGGUGUGAUUGGUGCUCACGGAAAUGGAAUUGGAUCCCUGAUGUUACAAUGUUAACAUUUUUAAUGUUUUUUUUUUUUUAAUAGAGCUGAAAUAAUAUAAAUAUACAGAGGAAUAUAUCAAUACAAUUAUGGUAUAUAAAUGUAUACACAUAUAUUUUAUUUUAUCUCUAAGGUCAUAUUGGGAUGUUUUAUUUAAAAGGUGUGGUCAGUGUACUUUAGUAAGAGGAAGACAACCCUCCCAAACCUUUUUUUUAUUAUUAUUUUUUUCAGGACAUCAUACCAUUUGGCUGUCAUUAUUAAAACUAGACUUGCACAGUUUGAACAUAGUCUUGUUUGCUUUGCAUGGAAGACAGUGGUGGAAUUGACAGAUAACUGACAAUCCCUCGCCAUCAACUGCCAAAUAAGAGCAGAUGGGGGAGGGGCAUUUUGCAGUAGACUUACAGUUUGUGCUCUGUAUGCAUCUCCUAUAGCACUUAAACAAGAGCAAGAUUACUGUUUUGUUGUUGCAGUAUAAUCUUAUUUCAAAACAAAAAUAAUAAUCAUACUUAACUGGCAACAAUAUGUACAGUGUGUUCCAAUGCCCGCCCCCACCCCACACACACACGUUCUAAUCAUGUUUACUGACGUGAGCUUGUUACUAAUGGCUUAACAGUAGGAAAGAACAUUGGAUACAAUCAGGUUUCAAUCAUAAUCCCAUCAAAGUAGAGGCACAUUUUGACCUGCCUUUAGCCCCUCUUCAGAGAUGUGGAAUAGUACAAUUAAAUUAAGCAUUGUUGUCAUUCAUCUUGAUGUUAGUUUUCUAUUCAUCAUGAAUUAAAGUGCUUCUUAAUUUUAUGUCCUGUUCUGGGUUCCAUUCCUAUGGUCCACUGUGCAUGAUCUUGGGAUUGGAAAAAGCAUUUAUGUACACCACUGUGGUUUGUGUUUGCUUUUUGUUCAUGGAGCUGUAUUGAAGGCCUUUUGAGUCAAGCAUGGGAUGGUUAACAGUAGACAUAUUCAUAUACCUCUGUUCAUUCCUAGAUCAUGUGAUCUGACAGGCAUUUUGUACAACCCCUAUAUAUUGGAUAUCAGUGCUUUGGUUUGCCUUCAACAAAUUAUGUUUAUUAUAUAUUUCAAGCUAUGAUUAUUUUAAUGGAAGAAUGACCACUCAAAAGCACGUCAUUGCUAUAAUUGACUGUGAAUAACCCAACUUGAUUUUACGAGUGAAACUAAAAGUAACAUUUUAAGUUCAAGAUAACUUUUGUAAUGUUCACAACAUGCCACCCGUCACAGAAAAGGUUAUCACAUGUCUUAGAUGAUAUUAAGACUGCCAAUUGGACAUUCUACAUGGGAGAUGCUUUGGUUUAUAUUCAUAUUCAAGAGAAUGUUAAAACUACUUAAUGUACAUGAGUAUGUAAAAUCAACUGAAAAAACUACAGUAUGUUUUUCAAAAGCAAUUUUCAACUGUCAUGUUCUGUACUAUAGAAAUGUAUGUGUUUGCUCAUGCUUUUACUGCUUCUUGACCUAUAAAGGCUCUUAAAUAUUCA